This is a messenger RNA of Nematolebias whitei (Rio pearlfish), 1069 nucleotides long. It is a transcript of the gene eef1e1, whose product is annotated as eukaryotic translation elongation factor 1 epsilon 1. Gene Ontology annotation, biological process: positive regulation of DNA damage response, signal transduction by p53 class mediator. Gene Ontology annotation, cellular component: aminoacyl-tRNA synthetase multienzyme complex; nucleus; cytoplasm. Lineage: Eukaryota; Metazoa; Chordata; Actinopteri; Cyprinodontiformes; Rivulidae. The coding region runs from base 16 to 537 and encodes 173 amino acids. The transcript has 4 exons. The record is from RefSeq and is a predicted model, not a curated record.
CAGCAUACGGAAAACAUGGCGUUACGGGAGCUAGCAUCGCUGGAGAAGUACUUGGGCCUGAAAAAGCCGAACAAAUACAGCACACAGGGAAAUAAAAAGACCCCUGUGCUGCAGAAUAACACCUGUCCUCCUCUGGUGGGGCUGGGGACCAUCGCCUGUCACCUGGUGAAGGAGUCCAGGCACCCAGAGCUGCUAGGUGACACAGCAGACAGCAGGGCAGUGGUGCAGCAGUGGUUGGAGUACAGGGUGACCAAACUCGAUAACUACGCCAAGGAAGACAUCAAGUCCAUCCUAAAGGACCUCGACCUCUACCUGCAGGACAAAGUGUUUCUGGCAGGAAACCUCUUCACCCUAGCUGAUAUUCUUAUGUACUACGGACUUCAUCCAAUCGUAGUGGAUUUGGCCAUCCAGGAGAAGGAGGAGCACACGAAUGUCACUCGUUGGUUCGAUCACGUGCAGCACUACCCCGGCGCCCGACACCACCUCCCUCCAGUGGUUGUGCUCAGGAACAGAAUUUACACCGGCAGACACCACUGAUCCUGACGUUAGCCACCCCCCCCCACUUAAAAUACUCACCCGUACUUGGUACGACUCUUCUAAUCUUCAGGCCAGACCGGGGCUGAGGCUCUCCGAGCGUUUCUUACGUCGGAGUCAUGAAUUAAGGACGUUUCCACUAAGCCACAUCAGUCUUCUCUUAUUGAUCAGUUGGUCCGCACUAACGAUUGUUUAAAAACAUCCAGUUCAGUUCAGAGUUUUUAACAAAUCUUCAGUCGGGCUAACACUAUUUAUAAAAUUCUGUUGUCUUAACCCGUUUUAUUAGUGCGUUGAGACUAUGUUUUAUGUUUUUGUGGCAAUAUUUGUCAGCUGGUUUGGAGGAGAGAGCUGUCUGGGUGUGUUGCUGCCAGCCUGGUGAAAAGACGUUUACUGGUUAUGAUUGUUUGUUUAAUCUGAGCCUCGGAUGUGACGAGUCGUACAGGCUAGAAAACUCGACUGGGACUCGUUGUUUUUCUCGUAAUGUUUUAUUCAAGCUUUGCUGGUUGGAUGUUAUAAUCCCACAUUGUUCUAACUU